AUGUCACCUCCUAUCUCCGAACGCCUCACCCUUGAGAUCGAGCUGCUCUCGUCGAUGUACCCCGAAGGGGUUGCAUUCGAUCCAGUAGCAAGAGACCUUGCAUUCUCCACGGCCGCCGGUUCCAAAGACAGGCUCAUUUUGCGGUUACCUGAAGGCUAUCCCGUAUCGGGUUGGCCAGAAGUGAUCUUGGCCACGGACCAACGCGGAGGAGAUACGAGGCAGCGGGUCAAAAGCCUCGUCAAGGACAUAUGCGGAGAAGCGACACCUGGUGGUGAGGCUGAAGACAGCCCUGGUGAAGUACUCGAUGCCAUCCUCGACCGAUUCGUGGGACUCCUCGAAGCAUCCAUCGGCGAGCGGGACGAUGAUGAGUCUUUGGCCACACCCGACGUAGUGUCAGAUAGACCCAAAACGAUCAUCAUUUGGCUCCAUCACCUGCUGGCGACCUCAAAGCGAAAAUUAGCGCUUCACCCGACACACGACGGACUUGUCGGAGGAAUAACGAAGCCGGGCUACCCUGGAAUCAUGCUUUUCUCUGGUUCACAAGAGGCCGUCGGCGCCCAUGUUGCCGAGCUCAAGAGUCUGAAUUGGCAAGCUUUUGCCGUCAGAUACGAAGCAGACGAGGCGUGGAAUCUUGGCAACAAGAUCAAAGAGGUCGAGACGAUAGCUGAGGCGGUGCAGUGCAUCGAGGAGGAGCGGAGAGAAGCUUUCCUCAAAGCUGUGGGUGUGAAGUAG
Molecule: messenger RNA, 732 nt
Organism: Cyphellophora europaea CBS 101466
Lineage: Eukaryota; Fungi; Ascomycota; Eurotiomycetes; Chaetothyriales; Cyphellophoraceae
Exons: 1
Coding region: 1-732 (243 amino acids)
Source: RefSeq, a predicted model, not a curated record